This is a messenger RNA of Cuscuta europaea, 1156 nucleotides long. NCBI's taxonomy places the organism in Eukaryota, Viridiplantae, Streptophyta, Magnoliopsida, Solanales, Convolvulaceae. The record is from the annotation of a GenBank genome assembly.
CUAGCUCUCAUUCUCUACUCAAUCAUCUUCUAGCUUCUAUACGAACAACAUCACUAUUAUCUUGGAAUACAAAUCAACCUUUCACUCCAUUAGAUCAUUUUCUUUGCAUCGAUCUAUCUACAAUCUAUUCAUAUGAUCUUUCUCGGUUUACCCUAUCACUCCCUCGUAAUUCUCGAUGAUUAGGGUUAUACUUUUGUUUAUCUAGUUCUUUCGUAUCGUUCUUUCCUUCAGUAGUUGCAUUUUUAUUUAUCUCUUUCUUUUUGUGCCGAUCUAUCGAUCCAUUCGUCUCAUGAGUGAAAGUGCACUACCCAUGCUACAGCGAUAGCAACAGGGAGCUCUCAUUUCGCAGAUACCUCCCGUACCAUGAUUAUCUAAACCGGUAUCUUAGCCCCCAGGUUUCACAACCGUGAACCGCCCCCGUACUGGGAAUUUCAAUACCCACCGGAACGAAGCUAUACACCCAGAUUUUCUACUGCGGUGGAGAAGAGCUUCACCAAACAUAACAACAGGCGGCACCAUUGAUUUUCAUUCUUAUUCCAACGGGACCAUGAAAAUCAAGCCUACUUGAUUUCCUGGCCAUCUUCUCUAAUUUUUUGGGACUAAUGAAUUUAAUGUAGGAGAAACCAUUGAUUUUGGAACAGGAGUCCUCUUCAGACAAUGAGGAACUUACAUCUAUCUCCAAACUUAUAUUUAAUUUUGAGGUUCAGAGAGCCUAUACCGAGAAACAACCGUUUCAAUCUUCAGAAAUACAUCCCAAGUUAUCAUGACACAAGCUUACUCAGAUGCCUCAGACAGUUUUCAUCCAUCAGAUGACUCAUACUAUUCAGAUGACUUUCUAGGGCAUGUAACCGAAAGUGAUCGUCGGCCACCAAUUUCCAACCGAGAUGACAUUCGGGACUCCAACUUCAAUAGAGAGAUUUGCUUCAAAUCACAGUUUAUCACGCAGGACACUUGCUUGCCAACGGAAAAUCUCAAUACGCAACUUAAAAUCUACCGCAAAUCCCAGAAGAAAAAACGGAGACAUAACAUGCGAACUAGAUCACAAACUAAGGAUUUUCCUUGGGCCUAGAUUAGAUUUCAUUUUCCUUCAUUUUCCUUUUCUCUCCGGUAUUUCUUUCUCCUACUUGUCUUCCUUUUUCGCAUUGUACUCCUUUUU